This is a messenger RNA of Bradysia coprophila, 1399 nucleotides long. RefSeq lists its product as uncharacterized. NCBI's taxonomy places the organism in Eukaryota, Metazoa, Arthropoda, Insecta, Diptera, Sciaridae. The record is from RefSeq and is a predicted model, not a curated record. Gene Ontology annotation, molecular function: protein binding.
CAAUUUCACAGUCAUCCAAAUUAACUACGUUGAAUUUUGGAUAUCAAAAUAACCAGCCAGUAAUAUGAGUGAAUCAUCAGAUAUGCUAGGCGCUGCAGCGACUUCAGGAACUACACUAAAUUCAGAGGUCUCAUCAAGAAACAUCCUCGAUAUUCUAAAUGAUGAUUGCAUUGGACACAUCUUUCGACAGUUGGAACACCUAGAGGACCUGUUCAAUGCAGCAACUACGUGCAAACGGUUCUGGGAAUGUGCAAUGUCUUUGAAAUUCAGGUUUCGAUCCGUUGCUAUUGAAAAUACGCAUCAUGCUUACAGUCGGAAAGACGUAGUAUCAGCUCAUAACGCACCAGCACUAUUAAGACACUUCGGUCAGUUGGCCGAAUCAGUUGAGUUGCGGCUCGUAGGAAAUCAGCAGCGUGGGGACGAAAUAUUCGAACUGCUCGAGAAAUUCUGUGGAAAAACGCUCAGGAAACUGACGAUUGCCAAUUACAAUCCCAAUUUCAACAUUGAAAGCCAAUUUCCAGCUUUAGAGCAUUUGACAUUGUACAACGCUGAGCCGAUAAACUUUUGGUUGGAUUCACCUUUAAAACAUCUCGCAAUCCAAAAUUUUUCAGAAAUUGUGGAGGAAGAGUACAACUUUCAGCCAUGGUUCGUUCGGAAUUACCCGCAUCUGGAGAGCGUUUAUUUAAAUACAACGGAGAUCUGCUAUGACACUCUCACAGUUUUUUUGGCAUUCAAUCAACAAUUACCGGAACUGGACGUUCAUUCUGAAUAUCUGACGCCAAUGAUCUUCCAAAGCAUUGGCCUUUAUUCAAGAAAUAUUCAACGAUUAAAAAUGAAAUGUUCUGAAUUCCAAGAAUAUGACAGCAGUUAUCUUCAUGAAGAAUUACUAAAUUUGAGCGGGUUACGAAAACUGACGGACUUUGGUGUAUCUGGACGUCUUUCGCUGGAGUUAUUGUUCAAGAUGUUCGCCGAAAAUAAUACUCCGAUUCGAUCAUUGGAAGUUGAUAUCGCAGCCACAGAUGGAAAGGCCUCCAUUCCAACAAUAAGAACGCUCAACAAAUUACAGUGCAUAUGCCGUGCUGAUGUUGAUGAAAAUAGCCUAAUUAAUUUAGCAAAAAGUCAACCGGCUCUACAAAUACUACAGGUGACUCACAUGGGCUCACAUACAACGAUCAAAGCAAUUGAAAAGAUAUUGAACUAUGGCAGAAAUCUUACCGAUUUCGAAGUGUCUUUUUGCAGCUCUUAUAUUGACAUGGAAAGCUAUAACCGAAUCCUUUUGUUAGCCAAAAAUCGAGUCAAGGUGCGAAUAACUGUUCCAAAACGUAGCCAAGUUAAUGUACCGGCAGAUAUUUUGAAAGUGAACAGAAAUUGGGUGAGAAUAAUGUUUGACUGUGUUUAA